CCUCCAUCUUGGGCUUCCCGAGCUGAGGCGAAAGGGCAGCAGCCAUAUACACAGUAAUUCCAAAAUAACAACAAAACAGGGCGCGGCAAUAAAAAAAAAAAAAGGAAAGAAAGAAAGAAAAUUGGCAAAUUGCCGAGAUGUAACUUUUGUAUUUUCUUCAACAAAUAGCUUUAGAGGCGAACAGAGCGCGCAAGCAGAAUGGAAGAGAAAGACAGCGACUGGUCUGGAAGCCUCUUUUAACGACACUUGCACAGUCAGCUUUUACUCGGUCUACUUUCCUGAGGAUUUGACAGGUGACAAAGCCGAAAGGCUCCACUCACACCAGAAUGGGAAUCAAGACGCUUGCCAUCUUUCUGCUCGUCCUCUCGCUUUGUGUGGAGGGAGUGUCUGCCAAAGAAAAGGGAACAAAGAAGGGGAAGAAAAAAGGGAAGCAGGUUUACUGUCCGUCACAGCUGUCACCGGAGGAUCUGGCUCGAGUCCCUGCCAAUUCCACCAGUAACAUCUUGAACAGGUUACUGAUCACCUAUGAUCCCAGAAUAAGGCCCAACUUCAAAGGAAUUCCCGUGGAGGACCGAGUGAACAUUUUCAUCAACAGUUUUGGCUCCAUCCAAGAGACGACCAUGGACUACAGAGUCAACAUCUUCCUGCGACAGCGGUGGAACGAUCCCCGGCUGAAGCUUCCUCAGGACUUCAAGUCGGAUUCUCUCACCGUCGAUCCAAAGAUGUUCAAAUGUCUCUGGAAACCCGACCUGUUCUUCGCCAACGAGAAGAGCGCAAACUUCCACGACGUCACGCAGGAGAACAUCCUCCUCUUCAUUUUCCGUAAUGGAGACGUCCUCAUCAGUAUGAGGUUGUCCGUCACCCUUUCUUGUCCGCUGGAUCUGACGUUGUUCCCCAUGGACACACAGAGGUGUAAAAUGCAACUAGAGAGCUUUGGAUACACCACGGACGACCUGCAGUUCAUGUGGCAGACAGGAGACCCCGUGCAAAUGGACGCCAUCGCUCUGCCACAGUUUGACAUCAGACAAGAAGAUAUUGAUUACGGGAACUGCACAAAAUUCUAUGAAGGAACAGGGUACUACACUUGUGUGGAGGUCAUCUUCACUCUCAGGCGACAGGUUGGCUUCUACAUGAUGGGUGUUUACGCCCCAACCCUGCUCAUCGUAGUCCUCUCCUGGCUGUCCUUCUGGAUCAACCCUGAUGCCAGUGCUGCCAGGGUACCUUUGGGCAUCCUCUCGGUGCUCUCCCUGUCCUCCGAGUGCACCUCGCUGGCUUCAGAGCUGCCCAAAGUGUCCUACGUCAAGGCCAUCGACAUCUGGCUCAUCGCCUGCCUGCUGUUUGGUUUUGCCUCGCUGGUGGAGUACGCCGUGGUUCAAGUGAUGCUCAACAGCCCUAAGCGUAUCGAAGCGGAGAAGAUUAAGAUGGCAGCCAAGGAUAAAGCUGCGGGAAAGAUUCCUGCUACCAAGAACAACACGGUCAACGGGACGGGAGGGACGCCACUUCAUGUCAGCACCUUACAUGUGGCCGAGACUCGCUGCAAGAAGGUGUGCACCUCCAAAUCGGACCUGCGGACCAACGACUUCAGCAUCGUGGGCUCGCUCCCGCGGGACUUUGAACUGUCGAACUUUGACUGCUAUGGGAAGCCGAUCGAUUUGGGCGCCGGUGCUGGCAAAUCCCAGUCCAAGAAAAACAAGAAACCCCCUCCUCCGAAACCUGUGAUCCCCUCGGCGGCUAAACGAGUCGACCUAUACGCCCGAGCCCUAUUCCCCUUCACCUUCCUCUUCUUUAAUGUCAUUUACUGGUCCGUAUACUUGUGAUUACCUUGAAAUGAUCUUGUAUUUUUAACCCUUAAAACAUCACACACGUGGGUGCUUUGAUGAGCUGAAUAUUUUACAAAAGUAAAAAAAAUAAAAAUGAAUUAUUAUUCAUAAAAAAUAUACUAUGAAUUAUUAUUAUUACACUUUAUAUGACAAGAUCCACUCAUCAUUGUAUCAAAAUGAUCACAACUUUCUUUUCCUUAAGUGGAAAUAUAGCAUCUUGUAUUGAAAAACUUGAUUUAUUGAUAAUGGUACUCGAGAGGCUCCGACAGGAUUGCAGAUAUAGCUGUUGUGAUGAAUGGUGUGUAGACAAAUCCACUAAGAUUGAUUGAGUAACGAGCGAGCAGAAGACGCACAGAUCUAUAAAAGUAAAAUAUCUAAUCUAUAAAAUAGCUUUUUUCAUUUCCUGCCCUUGCAGAGCGGGUGUUUGUCCUAAAGUUCUGAGUUAAAGCACAGUUUAUUUAUGCUCUAAUGCAAAGUGUAUUUUUUGCAUGUUUUUAAAAAAAAAAAAGCAUGUAUAUGAAGAUAAAGCCUUUAAAAAAAGUAAAUAUAUGAAGUCAUUAGAUUGAUUAUUCUUAUGAGUUGCUCUUGAGAAGAUGAAGAGGAUUAUGUGAAACACUGUUUCCCAGUCCAGAUGGUCAUGUGACACUGCCGCACUCCUUAACUCAUGAUGUUUGCAACACUCUGCUCCUGUCCAGAUGGUCAUGUGACACUGCCACUCCCAUCACACUGUAACUUUUGACAUCCUCCACCUUGUGUAAAUGGGUCGCCCGUGAGGGUCGGCCAUGUUUGUGAAAUUUACAAGCAAAGAAUUAAAUGACUUUUCACCGGUU
This is a messenger RNA of Labrus bergylta (ballan wrasse), 2650 nucleotides long. RefSeq names its product glycine receptor, beta b (gene glrbb). Gene Ontology annotation, molecular function: glycine binding; transmembrane signaling receptor activity; extracellularly glycine-gated chloride channel activity. Gene Ontology annotation, biological process: synaptic transmission, glycinergic; chloride transmembrane transport; regulation of membrane potential. The record is from RefSeq and is a predicted model, not a curated record. Gene Ontology annotation, cellular component: postsynaptic membrane; synapse; neuron projection. Lineage: Eukaryota; Metazoa; Chordata; Actinopteri; Labriformes; Labridae.